AUGCCACUGGCGCCAGGUGUUUUCGUUGACGGCUUGCUAAACGAGUUACCGAAUUGCCAGAUUCGGAUUCUUCGGAUGAUAUCAUCUGUCUGGAGCCGCCAGUCCAGACCACUGCGUCACAAGAGGCAGCCUCCGACCACUGCGUCACAAGAGGCAGCCCCGACCGCUGCGUCACAAGAGGCAGCCUCGACCACUGCGUCACAAACGGAGGAAGUGGUAGAUAGUGGCACUAUCACUGCGUCACAAGAGGAGGAAGUGUUAAUCAGCGGAACAGUGGAUGACGAACCAUUAUUUUUGGACGACUCCGAAGUGAAACAAGAACCUAACAAGGAGAGUAAUCCAUCGAGAGUAGAAGCAGAAAAUUCGGCCAAAUCCGUACUGAAAGCAAAAGUCAAGACGGAAGCUGAUGAAAGUCCGACCGACCUCAACGAUGAUUCUUCUUCAUCAGAGGAAUGCGGUCAGCGUAAUGCUAAAAAGCCUGUGAAGCGCGAAGAAAGUGGACAAAGCUCCGAUGACGGAAUAAAAAGUGCAGUGAUGAAAUCGGAUCCAAACAAAAGAUUCGGAGAAGUAGUCGAGCUACUAACACCACCUGUUGUUACGAAAAAGGAGAAUACUCAAAAAAGAAACCAGGACACCUUGGAGAAACGCAUCCGCGAUGAACAGCUACUUUGCAGUCGUCUCGAAAUUUGCUCAUCGCUCUAUGUGAGAAAUAGACGCAGCGAAUUCCUGGACCGAAUAGUAGUGUAUGAGGAGAAAGGAAUCUUGUACGACUAUAUUUAUCGUCCACCGGGUCGACCCUCGAGAAUGGCCAAAUUCGAGUGUCCUGAAAUUACAACGAAACGGAAAGUGAUGCUAACAGUGUGGUGGACAUCUUCAGGCGUGAUUCUGCACAAAGUCUUGACGAGCAGCCCUACAAAGGAUGGAAAGAUUUUCACCGCUUAUGCCGAGGAAAUGAACAAAAUUUUACACGCCAAGAAUCCAUCUCUCGAUGAAGGACCAGCUCCAAUAUACCUCUACAACAGCUCUUGUGGAUACAUAAAUGGUUUCGAGUGUAUACCGUAUCCUUCUGAUUCACCGUAUCUCGCACCUCAUGCUUAUUUUGUAGGCCAACAGUUUGGUAAUUAUCUGCUUAACCAGAAGAAGGUUUACGAUGCGUUGACGUAA
This is a messenger RNA of Cooperia oncophora, 1164 nucleotides long. Lineage: Eukaryota; Metazoa; Nematoda; Chromadorea; Rhabditida; Trichostrongylidae. The record is from the annotation of a GenBank genome assembly.